Molecule: messenger RNA, 748 nt
Organism: Hymenoscyphus albidus
Lineage: Eukaryota; Fungi; Ascomycota; Leotiomycetes; Helotiales; Helotiaceae
Source: the annotation of a GenBank genome assembly
AUGACCGUAGAAUCAAUCGUCACAGAUCCCUCCCUGAGGAUGGCGCUGGAAACCUCGAAACAGGCGCGUGAGCAAGCAAUCGCUCUCCUUGAUCUCUCAUCCGGCUAUUCCUCCACAAACGAGCCAUCGCGAGAAAUUCAACUCCAGAUAUCCAAACAGCAAAAGAUAUUACUCGCGUAUCUUGCGCAACUACGAGGAUCACAUCGGGAUGCGCAUGUUGGAGCGAGAGAAACAAAGGCUUUGACGGCCGAGGCGCGACAGGAGGUCGAUCGACUACAUCUUCAACUUCAGAACUUGUAUUACGAGCAACGAUAUCUUCAAGGCGAAAUUUCUGCUUGCGAAUCAUAUGAGUAUGUCUUACUUUUCUCUGGCCCAUUUACGUGAAAUUGUACUUACCGUUUUACUAGUCACAAAUAUCUCCAACUGCCGCUUAUUCCCGUGGAACAAUUCCUAGCCGAACACCCCGAACAUAGCGACGCUGAUGAAGUCGCCCUGACAAUUGCAAGGAUCGAUCACGAACAUGCGAUAAGAUUGGCGUUGGAGGAGCAGAGACAAGGGCUGUUGAAGAAGAAGCAGGGGCUUAUUGCGGAUAACAAGAAGAGAAAGGAUGAUCUGGCGAACUUGGACAAGGAUUUGGAGAAGUUUAUUGACGUAGGAUUCUCUUCUUUCAUGAGUGUUAGGUGUGUAGAAUACUAAUUGGGAACAGGCUGCGAAACCGAUUCAGAAAACUUUCGAGAAGGUGGUUUGA